CUCGGGGCUUAAUCAGUAGGUUGUUGUUGUUGUCUCUAGGCGUUUUAUAAUCGCCGCCGGUAGAUUUGAUUCGAGAGACGUUCUUUGAUCUCUCUUCUCGUUGAUUGAAAUCCUAAUCGGAGAUUUCUGUAUUGGGUUUUUUUGGUUGAGAAGAAAUCUUCUGAGAUCGUAAUCGUAGUGGAGUGAUUGCGAUUAGAUGGCAUCAGAGGAUGUGAAGAGGAGCGAAUCGGCAGCUGUUUCGACGAUCGUGAACCUGGCGGAGGAAGCGAGGGAAGGAGUCAAAGCUCCGGGCUAUGCUGUCCUCAGCAUCUGCAAGUCUCUCUUCGCCGGUGGCGUCGCUGGUGGAGUGUCACGAACUGCAGUUGCACCUCUGGAAAGGAUGAAGAUAUUGCUUCAGGUCCAAAACCCACAUAACAUAAAGUAUAGUGGGACGGUCCAAGGGUUGAAGUAUAUUUGGAGAACCGAGGGACUUCGUGGUCUGUUCAAAGGAAACGGCACCAACUGUGCUCGUAUUGUUCCUAACUCGGCUGUGAAAUUUUUCAGCUAUGAGCAGGCUUCCAAGGGUAUACUGUACUUGUACCGUCAGCAGCCAGGAAAUGAAAAUGCACAACUGACUCCUGUUUUACGGCUUGGAGCUGGUGCAACUGCUGGAAUAAUAGCCAUGUCUGCUACAUACCCGAUGGAUAUGGUUCGUGGAAGGCUAACUGUCCAGACGGCAAACUCUCCUUAUCAAUAUAGAGGAAUUGCCCAUGCUUUGUCAACUGUCCUGCGAGAGGAAGGUCCACGGGCCUUGUACCGUGGUUGGCUUCCAUCAGUGAUUGGAGUUGUUCCAUAUGUGGGAUUGAACUUUGCCGUGUAUGAGUCUCUAAAGGACUGGCUAGUCAAAGACAAUCCUUUCGGACUGGUGGAGAACAACGAGCUGACCAUCAUAACAAGACUCUCUUGUGGUGCCAUAGCUGGAACGGUUGGUCAAACAAUUGCUUAUCCACUCGAUGUGAUUCGUAGGAGAAUGCAAAUGGUGGGGUGGAAAGAUGCUUCCUCUGUCGUUACAGGCGAGGGGAGAAGCAAGCUUGAAUACAACGGUAUGGUUGAUGCAUUUAGGAAGACAGUUCGUCAUGAAGGCUUUGGAGCAUUGUACAAGGGUUUGGUCCCCAACUCAGUGAAGGUUGUACCAUCGAUUGCGAUUGCGUUUGUGACAUAUGAGAUGGUGAAAGACGUUUUAGGAGUGGAGUUUAAGAUAUCAGACUGAGUCCAUUUGAUGAUGAUGUAUUCGAGAAGAGAGAGGGAGCAGCACACUUCUAUUUUUGUAGCCAGAGGAGAGACAGAAGAGAAGUUUUAGGGGCUUUUUAUUUCAGUCUCCUUUCAGCAUCCUUGGAAGGGAUAAAAGGCUAUAGGUCAUUCAUUAGCCAAACCUUUUGUUUUCUUUUUCGUUCUUUCUAUUUAUAGAUUGAGUUUUCUUCUGAAUUAUAAUAAGUCAAGAGGCCAACCUUUAUCAAAAACAUUCAAACCUGUUUGCUGCUGGAGCUUGUGUUUGCAGGUUUUGGUUGGGUCUUGUGGCAAAGUUAUCAUCAUUGUUAUGACUCUCUUAUUGGUUACUCGUGUAUUAGUUGAAUAAUUCUGCAUUUCUCUUGUAUCUUGUAAGAUAAGAUUCAUGAUGUAUGCUAGCUACUCUCCAAGUGUUUUAUGUAUCGAAUCAUAUCUUCUCAA
Brassica oleracea var. oleracea is the source of this 1707-nucleotide messenger RNA. Its product is annotated as mitochondrial adenine nucleotide transporter ADNT1. The record is from RefSeq and is a predicted model, not a curated record. The coding region runs from base 197 to 1249 and encodes 350 amino acids. Lineage: Eukaryota; Viridiplantae; Streptophyta; Magnoliopsida; Brassicales; Brassicaceae. Gene Ontology annotation, biological process: transmembrane transport. The transcript has 8 exons.